AUGGUGAAAUCCCUGAAGUUGAUGUUUAAAUUGCAAAGCAGUCUGUCAAUCAAAACUAUGUUAGAAGAUCUAAGCAUUGAUGAUCCUGUGCUCCUUCCAAAUAUGAAUGCAGCUAUACUUAAAAAAGUGAUCCAGAGGAUGAGGAGAACAAAGAAAAUGACAGAUGAUAUCCCUGUAUGGGACCAAGAGUUUCUCAAAGUAGACCAAGGAACACUCUUUGAACUCAUUCUCGCAGCAAACUACCUAGACAUCAAAGGUUUGCUUGAUGUCAUCUGCAAAACUGUUGCAAACAUGAUCAAAGGCAAAACACAAUACAUUUGA
Molecule: messenger RNA, 321 nt
Organism: Pelobates fuscus (common spadefoot toad)
Lineage: Eukaryota; Metazoa; Chordata; Amphibia; Anura; Pelobatidae
Product: S-phase kinase-associated protein 1-like
Exons: 1
Coding region: 1-321 (106 amino acids)
Biological process (GO): SCF-dependent proteasomal ubiquitin-dependent protein catabolic process
Cellular component (GO): cytoplasm; nucleus
Molecular function (GO): cullin family protein binding
Source: RefSeq, a predicted model, not a curated record